This is a messenger RNA of Penicillium diatomitis, 864 nucleotides long. RefSeq names its product translation initiation factor eIF3 core subunit g (gene tif35). The transcript has 4 exons. NCBI's taxonomy places the organism in Eukaryota, Fungi, Ascomycota, Eurotiomycetes, Eurotiales, Aspergillaceae. The record is from RefSeq and is a predicted model, not a curated record. The coding region runs from base 1 to 864 and encodes 287 amino acids. Gene Ontology annotation, cellular component: cytoplasm; eukaryotic translation initiation factor 3 complex. Gene Ontology annotation, molecular function: translation initiation factor activity; RNA binding.
AUGUCUCGACUCGGGAACAACGCCGACUGGGCCGACGAUGACGAGUACGAUGAUCCCUCAGCGCUGCCCGCAACCCAAAUCACCGAGAACAAAGACGGCACCAAGACGGUUGUCUCCUACCGCUUCAACGAUGAGAACAAGAAAGUGAAGGUCACCCGCCGAAUCAAGUCCACCGUUGUCCGCGAGCAUGUGAACCCACAGGUGGCCGAGCGCCGGUCGUGGGAUAAGUUUGGCCUCGAGAAGGGCCACGCGCCCGGCCCCUCCUUCGAUACGACCUCCGUGGGCGAGAACAUGAUCUUCCGUCCCAGCACGAACUGGAAGGCCCAGGCCGCCGAGGCGGAGAAGAACCCGGAGCAGGGCAGCAUGAAGGACCAGCUCAAGGACAAGAAGGUCAAGUGUCGUAUUUGCAAUGGCGAGCAUUUCACAGCCCGCUGUCCCUUCAAGGACACCAUGGCUCCCGUCGAGGAGGCCACUGGUGCUGGCGAUAUGGGUGCGGACGAGGGUGCUGCUGGCGGUCUGGGUGCUGGCUCUUCCAGCUACGUGCCUCCUCACUUGCGUGGAAAGGCUGGCGGUGCCGCCGGUGAAAAGAUGGGUGGUCGGUUCGAGAAGGACGACCUCGCCACUCUCAGAGUUACAAACGUCAGCGAGUUGGCAGAGGAACAAGAAUUGCGCGAUCUUUUCGAGCGAUUCGGUCGGGUCACCAGAGUUUUCCUUGCCCGGGACCGCGAAACCCAGCGGGCCAAGGGCUUUGCUUUCAUCAGUUACGCGGAUCGUGGCGAUGCCGCUCGCGCCUGCGAGAAGAUGGACGGCUUCGGUUACCGCCACCUUAUUCUCCGCGUCGAAUUUGCCAAGCGCUCUACUUAA